AAGUCACGUUUACCUUCGUCUGCAGCCCAUUGGUUAUCCAUUACUACCCGUUUUUCGGAAAACUGGUCGCAGGAACGGAAGUGCUGUAGCUCUCAGGUUUGACACAACGGCGCCGCUUAAGGCAGAACGAGCGACCUGGUGCCAUUCAAGCCAGCCAGAUUCUCCGCUCAGGCUCCUGCCCAAGUUGGAGAAGAUCUCCAAAAUUCUGGUGGUCUAUGGAAGGACGCGGAGUCGGAUCGUGAAAUAUACGUCACCCACUGAAACGUCGAGCCACUGAAGGCCACCGGAAGCCCCGCCCCUAGAAGGAGUCAAACAGUUUCGCGGUGGAGAGGAUCCUGAGUACUGCCCCCAGGGCGGAGCACCCUGGCAAUGGCUACGCCCUCGCCCUCGGGCGCGGGUCCGGCUGCCCUUCGCUUUGCAGCCGCCGCCAGCUGGCUAGUCGUGCGGGGACGCUACGUGGAACAUUUUCCGCGAGUGUUGCAGUUUCUUCAGUCCCUGCGCGCUGCUGCCCCUGGUUUGGUUCGCUACCGCCACCACGAACGGCUAUGCAUGGGCCUAAAGGCCAAGGUGGUGGUGGAGCUGAUCCUCCAGGGCCGGCCUUGGGCCCAGGUUCUGAAUGCCCUGCAUCACCACUUCCCAGAGUCUGGACCUGGAGUGCGGGACCCUAAAGCAACAAAACAGGAUCUCAGAAAGAUCUCGGAGGCACAGGAAGCCUUUUGCCAGCAGGUGAAGCAGCUGGCAGAAGCCCCUGCGGAUUUGGCUUGGAAGCUGCAGGAACUUGAACAAGAGUAUGGAGAACCUUUUCUGACUGCUGUGGAAAAGCUAUUUUUUGAAUACUUAUGUCAGCUGGAAAAAGCACUGCCUGCACCACAGGCUCAGCAGCUUCAAGAUGUGCUGAGUUGGAUGCAGCCUGGAGUUUCUAUCACUUCUUCUUUCGCUUUGAGCCAGUAUGGUGUGGACAUGGGGUGGCCACUUCCAGAGUGCUCUCUUACUAAUUCAGUGAACAUGACAGAGCCCAUGAAGCCGAGUCCUCCUCAGCAACCAAGACCAGCACUCCACCAUCCUCUACCAAAAGCCAAGUCUGGCCUGUACCUUCCUCAGGGACCAGCCUCAAGGAAGCACCCAGAACCUUUGGUUGGCCACCACUUCAAUCUGGCCCCUCUAGGCCAGCGAAGAAUCCAUUCCCAGUGGGCAAACACUCGGGUAGGCAAUAAGGAGCGCCCCACAGCCAUGCUAUUACCCUUUAGGAAUCUGGGUUCACCAACUCAGGUCAUAUCUAAACCUGACAACAGAGAAGAACAAGGGACACACAUGGCAGCUGCAGCAGGUGAUGUCGGCACAAGGGCAGCCUCCACUGGGAAGUCUAGGAGUCCAUCCCAGAUCCUGUGCGGAAGGACUGUGAAGGAAAACCCAGUUGACACGUCUGCCUCGGAGCAAAAGGAGAAGUGCUGGGAUUGCCCCCUGGAGUCCCCGAGACUGUCAUUAUCAUCUCCUAGGGCCAGGAAUCCAGUGUGUCCUCUAUCUCUGUGCAGCCCUGUCAUUACCAUAGGGGACUUGGUUUUGGACUCUGAUGAGGAAGAAAAUGGCCAGAGGGAAGGAAUGGUGAGUAGGGAGGAACAGAAAGCUGGGGAAGGAAGGCGAUGGGGCAAAACAAGGCAGAAAUCCCUGUGCUCCAGAACAAGGCAAAACAGUGUUCUAGAGGAUGAUAGGAUCUCCUUGCUCCCUUCUCUGCAGGAGUCUCUGGAAAACUAUGAGAAGACAAAGUUUGACACUCUAAUCCCCACCUUCAAUGAAUACCUCCCCGCUUCUAGCCCCAGUGCUGUGUCUGUCCUUUCCCGUGACCAUAUAGACUCCUCUGAUAGGACUGGAAUGCCAUCUGCAUCCUGCCUGUCUCCUUCCUCCUCACCUCUACAGGCAGUUUAGUGGAAAUAAAGUGGAUUCCCAAGCUUGGGUUGCCUGACUAUAUUGCCAAAA
Molecule: messenger RNA, 1974 nt
Organism: Pteronotus mesoamericanus
Lineage: Eukaryota; Metazoa; Chordata; Mammalia; Chiroptera; Mormoopidae
Gene: TINF2
Product: TERF1 interacting nuclear factor 2
Exons: 8
Coding region: 370-1923 (517 amino acids)
Biological process (GO): regulation of telomere maintenance via telomere lengthening; telomere capping
Cellular component (GO): shelterin complex
Molecular function (GO): telomeric repeat DNA binding
Source: RefSeq, a predicted model, not a curated record